Molecule: messenger RNA, 1127 nt
Organism: Solanum lycopersicum (tomato)
Lineage: Eukaryota; Viridiplantae; Streptophyta; Magnoliopsida; Solanales; Solanaceae
Product: GCN5-related N-acetyltransferase 7, chloroplastic
Cellular component (GO): chloroplast
Molecular function (GO): acyltransferase activity, transferring groups other than amino-acyl groups
Source: RefSeq, a predicted model, not a curated record
AAAAAAUCAAACAAGCUAGAAAAAGCUUGGACCAUAACAAAGGAAACCAAGAAAAGAAAAGAAAAAAUGGCAAUUCUCUUUACACCAUUUUCAUACUCUUUCUUCCCCAAAAAACUCAACACCAAUUUCUCCGCCAUCAAUGGCUAUACCUAUAAUUUCAGUAACAGAUACCCUUUUCAUUCUUCUGUUCUCUGUUCUUCUCAAAUUUCUCAACAACCCCAAAUUUGUUCACAAACCCCAUCACCAAUCUUGAUUGAUAAAUCUUUUUUAUGUGUAUCUGAAGCUAAAUCUGAAAAUGAGUUGUGGGCUGCUUCUUGUCUUCGUGUUAGGACUUUCUAUGGCUUUCACCAUGAAAUUCUUAACAUAGAAGAUCAUACAAAGUACCUGACUGAACGUGAGUUUGAAGCACUGACGGAACGUAUUGCUGGGAAAAGGGUCGGCUUUGGAAGAGUUUCUUGCAUCAAUGCCACCCUUCCAUUUUCAGAAGUCUCAAAUGUUGCAUAUGAUUUGAGUACUUCUUGUAAGUUUUCUCAUGAUAACGCGGAUCUAGUUGUUGUCGGGACCCUGGACGUUAACCAGUGCAUCAGACUACCGGAUGAAAUCACAGGAAUGAAACCAAAGGGAAUAGGAGCUGAUUUUGCUAGGGGAUACUUGAGUAAUGUAUGCGUUGCUGGAGAAUUGCAAAGAAAUGGCCUCGGCUACGCUCUUAUUUGUAAAGCAAAGACGGUUGCUAAAGACAUGGGAAUAAGUGAUCUAUACGUCCAUGUUGCCAUCGACAACGAGCCAGCAAAAAAGUUGUACAUAAAGUGUGGCUUUGUACAAGAGAACGAGGAACCUGCGUGGCAAGCGAGGUUCUUAGAUCGACCUCGAAGACUUUUAUUGUGGACAGAUCUCUCCAAUUCUUCUGAUGUUUCAAUGUAAAAUGUACACAAAAUUCACUCAAGAAAAGGAGAAAGGCCCUCCAAGAAACCUCACAUUGUAUCAUUUUCUUGUAGAUUCUUAAUGUAUAUCAUUGUGUCCAUCUUUUUACAGACAUGAAGAAAAUGUAUUCCAUGUAACUUAUUGUAUUUUGUAUUAUAACUUUUGAAUAAAGUCUUAAAUAUCAUUGAGAGGUUUUAUGUUGAUAA